Acanthosepion pharaonis is the source of this 555-nucleotide messenger RNA. Lineage: Eukaryota; Metazoa; Mollusca; Cephalopoda; Sepiida; Sepiidae. The record is from the annotation of a GenBank genome assembly.
AUGUCAGCCACUAGUACUGUUCCUUCAGAUAUAGCAUCAACAUCAGCAUCCACUCCUGCAAUGUCAGCCACUAGUACGGUUCCUUCAGAUAUAGCAUUAACAUCAGCAUCCACUCCUGCAAUGUCAACCACUAGUACGGUUCCUUCAGAUAUAGCAUUAACAUCAGCAUCCACUCCUGCAAUGUCAGCCACUAGUACGGUUCCUUCAGAUAUAGCAUCUACAUCAGCAUCCACUCCUGCAAUGUCAACCACUAGUACGGUUCCUUCAGAUAUAGCAUUAACAUCAGCAUCCACUCCUGCAAUGUCAACCACUACCACUAGUACGGUUCCUUCAGAUAGCAGCAUCAUCAGCAUCCCUGCAAUGUCAACCACUAGUACGGUUCCUUCAGAUAUAGCAUUAACAUCAGCAUCCACUGCUGCAAUGUCAACCACUAGUACGGUUCCUUCAGAUAUAGCAUUAACAUCAGCAUCCACUCCUGCAAUGUCAACCACUAGUACGGUUCCUUCAGAUAUAGCAUCUACAUCAGCAUCCACUGCUGUCAAUGUCAGCCACUAG